Labrus mixtus (cuckoo wrasse) is the source of this 2242-nucleotide messenger RNA. RefSeq names its product interleukin-1 receptor-like 2. Gene Ontology annotation, biological process: signal transduction. Bases 163 to 2106 code for a protein of 647 amino acids. Gene Ontology annotation, molecular function: interleukin-1 receptor activity. The transcript has 11 exons. The record is from RefSeq and is a predicted model, not a curated record. NCBI's taxonomy places the organism in Eukaryota, Metazoa, Chordata, Actinopteri, Labriformes, Labridae.
AUAGAGACAGGUUGGACAAGCACGAGGCUUGAUUUAUAGAGGAGAUUAAACUGUUUUUGCUGAACGUUAAACGUGCUGUCAUGAACAAACUGGACCUGUACCUUUCUCUCCUAAAGCUUUUCGUAUUCAUGUUGUCCUAUUCAAUUCUAAGUUUUUUCAGCAAUGGUCCUGCGUCUACCACUGACAAGCCUCCUCAUUUUCCUCAGGAUGUAUGGGAUCUGUAAAGGAUUUGAACAAGAGAACUGUACCAACCACAAACUCCGGUUUGAGACGGUUUAUUCUGUUCCCGGUGAGGUAGCUAUGCUGACCAGCACCCUCGUGUCUCCAAGUGUCUCCAACUUCACAGAUGUACCUUACAACAUCACCUGGUAUGACUCAAAGGGGAAAGAAAUAAUCAAUCAGACCGGUCGAGUCCUGGUACUCGAGGAGACUCUGUGGUUUCUCAAUACAACACUGGAUGAUAACAAGGAAUAUAUGACCAUCCUAAGGACCCCCUCUGGGUGCCACAAGCAGCGCUUAAAUCUGACCGUAGAGCAACCAGAAGCUGGAAAAUGUGAAAGGCCAAGAAAAACUCAUCAGUUCCUUACGAAGGAUGUCAGCGGCAUGCUGUCCUGCCCUCUGAGGAACUAUACUAACAAACUGAAAAGCUACAACAUCACUUUCUCCAUCAAGUGGUACAGAGGUUGUGAACGAAUAGAGGAUGGGACAGGAGGGUACAGCUUUUUGGAUGACACCAAAAUAAUGAUUCACAAGGCGGGUCCUGAAAAAAACAUUUUUUACACCUGCACAUUGACCUUCACUCUCGCUGGCAUUACUGGAUCUGUGUCAGAGACUAUCAACGCAACGGUCAAAGAGGAGUACUAUUCGGUUCCACAACUGCAGGAACCGGCCAAUGAAACAAUCAGGGCACAGAUAGGCUUCAAUUUCAGCAAGCGGUGUCUGGCAUUUGUGCCUUCUGUUGAGAUUCCCUCGGUUAGUAUUGUGUGGAAGGUGAGAGAAACCUUCAUUGAGAGGAACCAAUUGAAACGUGUCUACACAGGAAAUAAAAGUUGGAGGCAAGAUGGUCCCAACAAAGGUUAUUUCUUCGAGCGCGUUCUGAUGUUUUCGGAGGUGAAGGAGGAAGAUUUCCACAUCAACUACAUUUGUGAAGUGAUAAGUCCCAGUGGCUCACGUCAGGGAUAUUUCACUCUACUACCAGAAGAUCCCAACAUCAUACUACCCAUUGGACUGGUGCUUAGUGGUGUGAUUGUUCUCUUUAUCAGCAGUGUCACCGUCUACUACCUCCUUAAGGUCGACAUCGUCCUGUGGUUCAGGAGAGUGUUUCCCUUUCUUUAUCAAAAUAAAGAUUUGGAUGGUAAGCUCUAUGAUGCCUAUGUGGCACAUCCUCAGCCCUGUGAUGCUGGAUUCGGAAAGGAAGUUGAGAAGUUUGCACUUCAUACACUUCCUGAAGUGUUGGAGAACACCUGUGGCUACCAACUCUUCAUAGCAGGCCGUGACUGUCUGCCUGGGCAGGCCAUAGUGGACUCGGUGGAGGAGAACUUACAAGCCAGUCGCCGUGUCCUUUUGCUCUACACCGCCUCCACCUUCAUCAGCAAAAGACACACAAGCAACAAUCAGAUCUCAAAGAGCAGUGAUAUCAGGGAGAAAAGUGAAAUCAAGACAACAGACAACAUUAUCAACAUGACUAAUCAUGGUGAUAAAGAAGUCUCUUCAGACACAAGGCAGCAGAUUGAGUGUGUGGCAGCGAUGCACAGAGCGCUUCUAGAGGGAUCUCUCAAGGUGGUUCUGGUUGAGUUGGAAGAGAUCACCCCAGCUCAGCUCGCUCUCUUCCCAGAGUCGGUGCGUCAACUAAGGAAGAAGCAAGGUGCUGUGCGUUGGUGGAAGAACUUAGAGAGGAGGCAGAGGUCUGUGACAUGUAACAUGAGGAGGAAAGAAGAUGAAGAGAAAGAUGGACAGGAAACUCCGCUGUCUCCAUCCCUCUCUCCCUCCUCCAGGUUUUGGAAGGAGAUGAGGUAUCAUAUGCCUGUGAGGGGAAAGAAGAGGUGUGUCCGACAGAUGGACAAGAGCGUAGCUGUAAAAAUGUCAAUAACUGUUGACAAACCUUGAGGUCAAGAUUGAGGUAUAAUGUGAACAUAAAAAUGACUGAUUGAACCAAAUAUCAUGUGUUACUAGAGAUUGUACAUACUGUAUGUAUGUGUUAUCUAUUUCUAUAUCACAUAAACACUAUGUGAGGAGAUCCAUA